ACGUCGGCGUUGUUCUCAGGCUUUUGUUAGAUAGGGAGAGGCAGGUUCAAAUGCCACUGGGAAGAGAAAUUUUUUUUUUUCCGCGGUCAGGUUUUUAUGUAAUUGUUCCACUGUAAAUGUCUCACAUAUAGGAACCCAUAGGUCACGGAUUAAAUCAGUUCACAGCGCCAUUAGCGAGUUUAAUAUGUUAUGAUACUCAUCAUGGUAGAGUUAUCACUAAAGAAAAGUUAGCUCGGUUAGCUCAGUGGGGUUUUCCGCAGUCAACCUAGGCGUUUAUAAGAUGUAAGAUAUAAGAGCUGGGAUUUGGUAUAAGGAGUGUUUUUGUGUAGCUUGACGUUAAUUAAUUAGUUCCUUCAUAUCCAUCAGUGUGUAGAUUCUGAGGUGAUUAGCGGAAAUAAUAGCAGCGGUGUCCAGAAUAAAACUAGACACCGGUAAUAAUGGUGGCACUAAUUUGGUUUGUUUCAGAGCCUAAAAUGGUGUCGUUUUCCCAUUAAGAGUGACUAGCGUGAUAAAUCUCGGGAUAAAUCCUUUUACUUUUAAUGAUAAAGUGGACAGCCACUCGAGUGACUUGUUUCUAGGCUUAACUUCAUUCACUUCCCCUGAGGAGACUCUUUAUACACCGAUUCAGGCUUUCAGACCCACUCUUACACUCGUUUGCAACCACUUUCAGUCGCUUUAUUAGUAUUACAGCUCCAUUAAUAUACUGUAUAAGUAUAAUGGGUUCGGCUAGCUUUGCGUGCUAGCUGCUCUAAUACACUGUAUUGUAGUUAGCCUCAGUGCUAGCGCCGCUAGCUUCUUUUUCAUCUUCACUUCCAUCUCCUGCGGCUCUUUUUUUUUUUUAAAGCGAUGUCGAAUAUUAACAACGACGCCGUGAGCUUGAUUAAAGACGUAAAACCAGGAUCUAAAAACCUGCAUAUCGUCUUUAUAGUUCUGGAAAUAGGUCGCGUGACCAAGACAAAGGACGGACACGAAGUGCGGUCGUGUAAAGUCGCCGAUAAAAGCGGAAGUAUCGCCAUCUCCGUGUGGGAUGAGUUGGGCAGCCUGAUCCAGCCUGGGGACAUCAUCCGCCUCACCCGAGGAUAUGCCUCGAUUUGGAAGGGGUGUCUUACCUUGUACACAGGCCGAGGUGGAGAUCUGCAGAAAAUUGGAGAGUUCUGCAUGGUGUACUCAGAAGUUCCAAACUUCAGUGAGCCAAAUCCUGACCUGCUAGCCCAAGCCAACCAGCAGAACAAAACGGGUAAAGAACCGCAUGGAAACUCCCCACCUAAUCAAAAUGCUGCACCUCCUGUCCAAGCAGGAAAUGGCACCAUGCAGACGUAUCCCAAUAAUGCCGCCCCCCUGCCAGCCAGUUUCCCAGCUCCCGGGAGAGCGAAUGGCCGUGCUCCUGGAAAUGGCCCGCCGCCAGUCACUGCAGGACAGCCUGCACCUUCAAAACCAUCAGUCACCAUCAGCAACGGCAGGGACCCUCGACGUGCUUCCAAGAGAUAAAGCACACUCAAAGCUUGAAUUUUUUUUUUUUUAAAUAACUGCCAAUCAAGAGACACAAUCUAAUAUUACAGUGCCGUCAGCUGAGUGUUGGCUUUGUCCUCUUUGACGUAGGACUGUUAGAGUAGGGUUUUUUUGGAGAACAGUUGUUACCCCCUUUUUUAAAUUUUAUUUUAAGAUCCCUUCCUUGCCCUUCUAUUUAGUGCAGGUCUCGACACCUGCCCUCAUGUGGAGUUUCAACAAUCCACCCUUACUUGAACACUCGAUGCACUUUCUUCGCUUAAUUUAUAAUGACUUGCUGUUAGAGGAAUUCAGUAAUGGUUAACUGCUGUUGUAAACGUGCAGGCGGAAGCCCCUGGCUGCCUUUUUUUUGUGUGGAAGGGAGUAUGCCCUUUAGCCAAAUAUAUACCAAAAGUGACUGUGUGCAAAAGAGGUGAGGGUUUGAUUCUGAUGCUUAGGUUUAUUUAAUUAGAAAUUAAAUACUAAAAUUAAAA
This is a messenger RNA of Neoarius graeffei (lesser salmon catfish), 1979 nucleotides long. RefSeq names its product nucleic acid binding protein 1a (gene nabp1a). The coding region runs from base 847 to 1488 and encodes 213 amino acids. Gene Ontology annotation, biological process: mitotic cell cycle checkpoint signaling; double-strand break repair via homologous recombination; response to ionizing radiation. The transcript is spliced from 6 exons. NCBI's taxonomy places the organism in Eukaryota, Metazoa, Chordata, Actinopteri, Siluriformes, Ariidae. Gene Ontology annotation, cellular component: SOSS complex. Gene Ontology annotation, molecular function: DNA binding. The record is from RefSeq and is a predicted model, not a curated record.